Saccoglossus kowalevskii is the source of this 6336-nucleotide messenger RNA. Its product is annotated as protein sidekick-2-like. The record is from RefSeq and is a predicted model, not a curated record. Lineage: Eukaryota; Metazoa; Hemichordata; Enteropneusta; Harrimaniidae. Gene Ontology annotation, biological process: cell-cell adhesion. Gene Ontology annotation, molecular function: protein binding.
AUGGCGCCCGGACCUAUUGAAUACGCUACAUUGUAUUCUUUCGUAUUUAUACUGUUGAUUUGUUCUAUAUUUCCGAUAACAUCAAAUGCAGUUCUUGUGCCACCUAAUAUUUACCAACAACCUCAAGAUAGACUGAUUGCUGAAAGUGGUGCUGCUACUUUGACUUGUACAGCAAGUGGUUCUCCACCAAUAAAAUAUCAAUGGAAAAAAGGUUCAUCAUAUGUGUCUCAGCCUUCGCCAGUUAGUUACCAUCCAUUGAAUAAUGUGGAUACUUUUGAUUCAGGAGAAUACUACUGUGUUGUCUCAAACCCAGUGGGAUCUGUUAUUAGCAGCGCUGCUGUAGUGCAAGUAGCUUAUAUAAGAGAGUAUCAAGGUGGUCCAACAACAUUCUCAGUGAAUGCUGGUUAUUCUAUAGAGUUAGAGUGUCCGCAGUUAGAUACCUUACCUGACAGCUCUCCAGAUUUCCAUUUAACAUGGAAAAAAGAUAACUUCCCCAUCAACGGGGGAAAUGUUGUCAUCUCGCUGGAUCACAAGUUAGUUAUUUUGUCAGCAUCAGAAAGCAAUGAGGGUCAGUACCAUUGCAGUGCAUUGAACACAGUAGUUGGAAAUGGGAUGAGAGAGAGCCCAACGAUUAAUCUAUAUGUUAAUGGAAAUAGACCAUCAAGUGUUGGACCAAGAAUAAUAGUUCCCCCAAAAGACACUGUAUUCACACAGGGAGAUCCCACUGUUCAGCUGGAAUGUAUCGCUAGCGCUACACCAUUAGAUUUGAAAAUUACUCUAUGGAAACGCAAUGGUAUGACCAUCAGUCAAUCUGCAAACAAACUGAUAUUGUUUAAUCCAUCCUCAAUUGAUGAAGGUGUAUAUGAAUGUGAAGUUUCCCUGCAGUAUCACUCCUACAGCUCAGUACGUGCCACAGCUACUAUCUCAAUGAGAACUGAACCAGUGUGGAUGUUGAGUCCUGUUGCCGUAACAACAGGGGAUGUCAAUGAACCCAUCGAGAUACCUUGUAAAGCAUCUGGUGUUCCUGAGCCUAUGUAUAAAUGGUACCAAAAUGGUAUUGAUGUCAGCACGCUUGGAAACAAUCGCUUCAUUGUUCUUUCAACGGGCAGUCUGCAGAUCACAAGUUUGCAUGCAGAGGAUCAAGCAAUGUUUCAGUGUUUUGCCUCAAAUGUUGUUGCUGAUAUCAGUGUCAGUACCUGGCUGCAAGUAGAGAGACUAGCACCUAAUAUAACCAACCCUCCCAACGAUACGUCAGUCUUGGCUGGAUCCACAGCACGAUUACAUUGUGGAUAUUCAGGUUCUCCUGCACCUGAUGUUAUCUGGAAAAAAGAUGACACAGUUGUUGGUCGCUGGAAUGGUAGUGGUAGUGGUCUUGGAAUUAUUCCAGUGUCUAGUACAAUAAAUGUUAUGUCAAAUGGUGAUUUGAUUAUAUCAACUGCCAAGGUUGCAGAUUCUGGGCUGUAUACUUGUACUGUUGUUAAUAAUGUUGCAAGUGUAACAGCCAGUGCAACACUAACAGUUCAGGUUAAAACCCGUAUAAGUGAUCCCCCAAAGGAUAUGGAAGUUAUCAAAGGAUCUACCGGGAUAUUCCAAUGUGGUGUAUUACAUGAUUCUAAUGUUGCUGUGCGUAUUCUAUGGCUAAUGAACAAUGUAGAGAUAGAUCUGUCAAGCAGUAACCGCAUAUCAGUGUUGUAUGAUGGUAGUCUCAAAAUUGCUGGGGCUCGUUCAGAUGACAUUGGCAAUUACACAUGUACUGUCACAUCCCCUGGUGGUAAUGAUGCAAGAACAGCGAGUUUAGUUGUUAUAGAAUUACCGUUUGCUCCACAAUUUCUACAUGCAGUACUUUCUAUUGACCAGCGUAGAUCAAUUGAUUUACAAUGGUUGGAGUCAUUUGAUGGUAAUAAAGCUAUACUGCGAUAUAAGGUGUUUAGAAAGGAAAAUGCUGAAAUAGUAUGGACUCUCAUAAUGUCCAAUGUUGCACCAGGAGUGGAAAAUAUCGUCACCAUCCCAGACUUGACACCUUCAUAUCAAUACGCAUUUGCAGUUAGUGCUGUUAAUGAACUUGGUGAAGGACCCCUGAGUGAUCCCAGUAACAAUGUCACAUUACCUGUAGAACCCCCUGAUGCAGCACCACAGGGAGUUGUUGCAUCACCAAGAUCCUCUUCCUCAAUUAGGAUACAGUGGCAGGCCCCACCUCAAGAUAAAUGGAAUGGUCCUUUAACAGGGUACAGAAUACGCUACAGAUUAAAAGGAUAUAGCAGCUCUCCAUACAGUUAUCAGGAUAUUUAUAAUCCUCAACAACAGUCUUAUGAACUCACUGAUCUAAUUACUUGGGAUACUUAUGAAAUUCAAAUUGCAGCAAAUAACUCCAUGGGUCCCGGGGUAUAUAGUUUAGUCAUCAUUGUAAGAACUUUAGAAGGAGUGCCCACUGAAGCACCACAGGUUGUAGUAACACAUGCAAAUAGUUCCACUAGUAUAUUUUUUCAAUGGAUGUCACCAUCACCACAGAAAAUUUUUGGAGUUAACCAAGGCUACAAAUUGAAAGCCUGGGAACCCAGCAACCCAGAUUACAAGGUAGUUAAAGUUGUGCCACCAAACCCACAAUACAGUCUGCAAGAGAAUUAUAUUACAGGACUCAAGAAAUUCACUGUUUAUUUGACAUCAGUUUUGUGCUACACCAGAGCAGGUGAUGGACCAGAAAGUGAUGAGCUGCAAGUUGAGACUUUUCAAGAUGUGCCAGGACCUGUGGGAGAUCUUAGAUUCUUUGAUAUCUAUGAUGAUAGCCUGAAAGUGGAUUGGACAGAACCAGAAGAAAUCAACGGGAUUUUGAUAGGUUAUACUGUUGGUUGGCAAGAGUAUAAUAUAUCUUCAACUUAUCAGAGUGAGGAGAUUUCAAGUGAUACAGUAGUUUAUACAGUUACUGGACUAACACAGUUAACUACCUAUGAGAUAAUGGUCUCAGCCAGUACACAAAUGGGAGCAGGUCCAACUGUUGUAUCUACUAUUUCAUCAGGCGUUCCACCAGAACUACCCACAAAUCCUGUCAACGUUGUUAUAUCUAAUGUACAAGCCCGUUCGGUGAAUAUCCAGUUCACUCCUGGCUAUAAUGGUAAAACCAGUAUCAAUACAUGGAAAGUUGAAGCACAAAUUAAUGGUGCUGAACAAUGGGUGACACACUAUGAACACCAUGAUCCUGAUGCACUUGGCUUUGUUGUGCCCGAUCUGCUGCCUUACACCAAGUAUAUUCUUCGUGUCACUGCUAUUAACGUUGUUGGUGCAAGUCAUCCUAGUGAUCCUACAAGCGAAUUUGAAACACUGCAAGAUUAUCCUUCCACAGCACCUGCUUCUGUUACAGUUAGAGCAAACAGUGAAACAUCUCUCACUAUUAGCUGGAUUCCAUUAACUCGAGAGCAGUGGAAUGGUGUACCAUUAGGUUAUCGUGUUUCUUGGAGAUCCAAGCCAACAGUUGUUAAACGUAGUUUAUCAAAUGGUUACUUUCAAUCAGUGAAUAUUGAUGAUUACAUUGGACGUACUUAUGUUAUUGAGGACUUAGAAGAAUGGAUGUGGUAUGAAGUCAAAGUUUUGGCCUACAAUGCUAAAGGCAACGGUCCAUACAGUGAUAUUAUUGAAGAAAGAACAGGAGAUUCAGUUCCUAGUGCAGGUCCUCAAAAUGUGGUAGCAGUAAGUACAGGAUCUACAACAAUUGAUAUUGCAUGGGUUGAUAUACCACAAAGUGAUCAAAAUGGAGAAAUUUUAGGAUACAAGGUGUUAUAUUGUGAAAGCUUUGCUGAUGUUGAUUCUUGUGAAUACUAUGACAUAACAGACAACUCAAGCCGAUCUACUCGCCUUAGUAAUCUCAAGAAAUAUGUGACUUAUGAUAUACAAGUGUUGGGCUACACUAGAAUUGGUAAUGGUGUGCUAAGUGAACCGGCAGCGAGAAUAAGGACAGAUGAAGAUGUUCCUGGCCCAGUUACUGGUAUAUUGUUUCCCAAUGUGUCAAAUUCAUAUGCCAAAGUUCAAUGGGAAGAUCCACCAGAACGCAAUGGUAUCCUUACAAAGUUCAAAAUAAGUUAUAAACUAAUGAGCGAUGAUGCACAAAUUAUCGAUGGAACUGAGCUGGAUAUUAAUACCCAUUCAUAUGAAGCAAGUAAUCUGAAUGCACAGGAAUAUUAUGAGUUCACUAUUUCAGCCGCUACUCGUCUAGGAUGGGGUGAACCAGCAGUUGCAUUAGUACUUACAGUAAAUAAUAGAGAUCCUCCACAAUCACCAUUUGGGCUCAUUGUGGAUCGACAGCUUGUGUUCAGUCGCAGUAUUGCAUUGUUGUGGUCACGCGGCAGUGACGGCAAUUCACCAAUACGUUACUUCACCAUUCAGUACAGAAAGAAACUGUCUCCUUAUAGUACCUAUCAGUUUCGUGUUCAAGCCCACAAUGAUGUUGGUGCUAGUUAUUACAGUAUACCAUCAGAGCCAAUCACUACACUUCAAGACUUUCCAGAAGAUUCUCCAACUAUUACUGAUGUUAUACCAUAUACAGCCACCUCACUUCGUGUUAUCUGGCGGCCACCAGCAUCUGAGGAUAUAAAUGGCAUACUGAAUGGUUUCAAGAUACAGUACAAGAUACUGAGACAAAUUAGCUAUAUGGAGCAUGUUAUAUCUGAUACACGUCUACGACAAUUUGAUUUAACAGAUUUAUCUAUCUAUGAGAAUUAUGAGAUAGUGAUGAGAGUUUUCAAUAUCAUUGGCGAGGGACCACCUAGUGCUCCUUAUACAAUAUAUGUAGGAGAAGCUAUUCCUACUGCUGCUCCAGAUGAUGUAUCAGCUGUUCCUAUUGGACCAACACAGAUUAGAGUCACUUGGAAAGAGCCACCUGAAAACACCCAAAAUGGUGGUUUGCAAGGGUACAAGAUCUUUUAUUGGAAAGUUAGUGAUGAAGGAGACAACAUUGACAAUGAACACCAGAUGAUGAGACCUGUUGGAGUUGAGUUGACAGAGGUAUUGUUGGAUCAACUAGUGAGUUAUACCAAUUACAAAAUACAAGUAUUGGGUUUCAAUGCUGCGGGAGAUGGACCAAAGAGUGCAGUUAUCAGAGUCAGAACUGAUCAAACAUUACCUGGAACACCUGGUCCGCUGAUCUUCACAAAGAUUACCAUGAAUGCUGUUAAUGUUACCUGGGCCUCACCAAUCAAGCCAAAUGGCAUAAUAAUUGGUUAUCAAGUUAUUUAUAAACCUCUUGAACUUGUAGAAGGAAUAAGUAAAAUUAUUACUGUUGAUAUUACUGGAGAAGAGAAGACAUAUCUCUAUGCUGCUGAGUUGGCUGAAAUCAAGAUGUAUGAAUUCAGUGUUAAAGCAAAAACAGAAAAAGGUUAUGGAGAGCCUAGAAUAGGAAAUGUGACAACAGGCCCCCAACCAGGAGCUCCAAGUGCACCACGUAAUGUGAAAAUGGAACGUUUGAGUAGUUCUGUAUUCUUGUCAUGGCUGCCUCCUAAUAAUACUGGUGCUUCACCCAUCAAAAAUUAUGCAAUUGAAGGAUAUCCUAUGCAAGUUGAAGGAACAGACAGUGACAGUCAUUGGGAAGAAUUGAUAAGCAAUAUUUCACCUCAAGCUACCUCAUAUUCAAUCGAUUUCAAAGAUUUAAGAUCAAACCAUGAAUAUAUUUUCCGAGUGUCAGCUAUCAACAAUCACAGCUACAGUUUACCCAGUAAGCAGAGCCCAGUACUGGGUGCUGUUGUACUGUUUUCUCCAAUAUAUGAGCAAUAUUGGUUUUUGAUUCUGAUAGCAGCCGUUGGUGUUUUACUUAUUCUAAUGUUAGUGAUAUUAUUAUGUGUACUUGGUAGAAAUAAAAGAUACAGAACUAAGAGGAAAUUACAUGGUGUAGAUAAUACAACAGUGGAGGUUGAUGAUGGUGGCUUUGCUACCUUUGAAUUACACCCAAGAAGAAAUACAAAAGAAAAUCGUAAAAACUCAAAUUACGGCAGGCAACCUCCUCGGCCAAGUCCUGGAAGUGUUUUAUAUUCUGAUGAAAACCCUUCAAAGUUCGGUGAUGGAGAUAGUAGUAGUUUAACAGAAAAACCAUCAUCAUUAGGGGAUUCAACAGAUUCAGAGGCUAGUGAUAGUGAAGUAGACAGCGAUGUUAAAGAUCCACAUUCUUUUAUGAAUCAUUAUGUUAAUGAUCCAAUGAGGCAGUCAUGGAAACGUCAACGUCCCAGUAAAGCAUACAGCUACACAGAUAGUGAACCAGAUACAGUAUAUUCAAAUGGUGUUGUUAUUACAAAUGGUAUGCUUAAUUUACAGCCUGGUUCAAGAGCACCUUUAGCUGGCUUCUCAUCCUUCGUCUAG